Messenger RNA from Raphanus sativus (radish), 1001 nucleotides. RefSeq names its product deSI-like protein At4g17486. Lineage: Eukaryota; Viridiplantae; Streptophyta; Magnoliopsida; Brassicales; Brassicaceae. Gene Ontology annotation, biological process: protein deubiquitination. Gene Ontology annotation, molecular function: deubiquitinase activity. The coding region runs from base 234 to 884 and encodes 216 amino acids. The transcript is spliced from 3 exons. The record is from RefSeq and is a predicted model, not a curated record.
UAUUGGGGGCAAAAUAUAAAGAAAUGUUAAAUUCUAGGGACUACAAAAUCUGUGCCCUAAACAAAAAGAUGACAGAAAGCAGAAAAGAAUGUAGCCUUUAAGAAAGAAGGAAACAUCAGAAGCUUUUCUCUAACAUUUACAUAAGAAGAAUAACAUUCUUUCUCUCAAUUUGUUUCUUUCUUCUUUAAAACCUUCGAAGCUUGAGGGUUCUUUCUUUGGUCGGUUUAAGAGAGAUGUUGUGUAGAAUGGUGGUGGUGAAUGGCCGGAAGAAGAAAGCCGGUUUGGUUCCGGUUUACCUGAAUGUAUACGAUCUCACUCCCAUCAAUGGCUACGCUUACUGGUUAGGACUCGGGGUCUACCACUCUGGUGUUGAAGUUCAUGGGGUUGAAUACGGUUUUGGAGCUCACGAGAAUUCAACAACGGGGAUCUUCGAGGUAGAACCGAAGCAAUGUCCAGGUUUCACAUUCAGGAAGUCUAUUUUGAUUGGAAGAACAGAUUUGAAUCCUGAUAAAGUCUGUACCUUUAUGGAGAAACUUGCAGAAGGGUAUAGUGGAAACACUUACCAUCUCAUUACAAAGAACUGUAAUCACUUCUGCAAUGAUGUUUGUGUUCAGCUGACCAGAAGAUCUAUCCCUAGUUGGGUUAACCGUCUUGCUCGCUUCGGUUUGUUCUGCAACUGUGUUCUGCCGGCAGAGCUGAAUGAGACAAAGGUGAGGCAGGUUAGAUCAAAAGAAGAAAAGAUUCAGGAAGUGAAGAAACUUAAGAGCAGAUCAAGUAGGUUUCCACCUAGCUCUUCUCUUUCUUCAUCAGGUUCUUUAAACCGAAGCAGAAGAGGUGCAAGGAGAAGACAAUGUCUUCCUCCAACACCACCUGUGAUGGCUUAGCUCUAGUGUUAAUAAAGAUCCCAAGAAGUUAUGUUUGUUUGAACAAUCAUUUUUCUUGAUGAUAAUAUGCUGGGUAUAAUAUCUUCACAAUACUUUAGAAAGGUUACACAUCUUCAA